UCCGCUUUCCCGCAGCGGCGCCGGGAACGCGCAGCGGUCUUGAACGCCCCCUGGUCCUCAUUGUGCAGCCGAGGAAACAUCGCAAGGUUUCGACGACGUUGCUAUGAAAUGGCAGAAACUGCUUGUGUCACGGAAGCACAAAGAUUAGGUUACGUAGAAGCUACACAUGUAUGUUGCCAUGAUCCUGGUAUGCUAGUGUGAGGGAAACGGGAGUGUAUCCGGAAAAAAAAAAAGGGAUUAAAGAGCUGUUUUUCUCCGCACACACACACAAAAACCGUCCGGGUUGAGUCUCCAGCAGGCGGGCAGCAAACGGCAACUGCGGGUCGGACUGUUGGAAUCAACCGGAGAAGGGGUCUCGCGAGGAGAGCUCCACUUGGAUGCCCAGUCAUUGCGUUCGUCCAAGGAGUCACCAUGAACCGCAACAAGCGUGAGAAGGAGUACUACAGCAUAGAUGUGGGCGAUUCUACUUUUAUGGUUUUAAAGCGCUACCAGAACCUCAGACCCAUCGGAUCCGGAGCUCAGGGAAUCGUCUGUUCAGCGUACGACCACAACUUUGAGAGGAACGUUGCCAUCAAGAAGCUGAGCCGGCCGUUUCAGAACCAAACUCACUCAAAACGGGCCUACAGGGAGCUGGUGCUCAUGAAAUGUGUCAACCACAAGAACAUAAUCGGCCUGUUAAACGUGUUCACACCGCAGAAGACGCUGGAAGAAUUCCAAGAUGUGUAUCUAGUGAUGGAGCUGAUGGAUGCCAACCUCUGCCAGGUGAUCCAGAUGGAGCUGGACCACGAGAGACUGUCCUACCUGCUCUACCAGAUGCUGUGUGGAAUCAAACACCUGCACGCUGCCGGCAUCAUACACAGGGACCUGAAGCCCAGCAACAUCGUGGUAAAGUCUGACUGCACACUGAAGAUCCUGGACUUUGGCCUCGCCAGGACAGCCGCCACCGGCCUCCUCAUGACACCCUACGUGGUCACCCGCUACUAUCGCGCCCCUGAGGUCAUCCUGGGCAUGGGCUACCAGGCCAACGUGGAUAUUUGGGCUGUGGGCUGCAUUAUGGCAGAAAUGGUUCGCCACAAAAUCCUUUUUCCAGGAAGGGAUUAUAUCGACCAGUGGAAUAAGGUGAUCGAGCAGCUGGGGACACCGUCUCAGGAGUUCCUGAUGAAGCUCAACCAGUCGGUGAGGACCUACGUGGAGAACAGGCCAAGGUAUGCUGGAUACAGCUUCGAGAAGCUCUUCCCUGAUGUGCUGUUCCCUGCGGACUCUGAACACAACAAACUGAAAGCGAGCCAGGCCCGAGACCUGCUUUGCAAGAUGCUGGUAAUAGACGCGUCAAAGAGGAUCUCGGUGGACGAAGCUCUCCAGCACCCCUACAUCAACGUGUGGUACGACCCGACUGAGGUGGAGGCGCCCCCACCUGCGAUCACAGACAAGCAGCUGGAUGAGAGAGAGCACACAGUGGAGGAGUGGAAAGAGUUGAUAUACAAAGAAGUGCUGGACCUGGAAGAGAGAACAAAGAAUGGUGUCAUCAGGGGACCGCCUGCGUCCAUAGGUGAGUCCUCUGCUCACAAAGACUGUAUUUACAGUGAGCAGCACCACACCUCCACCUCCGCCUCCGUCAACGACGUCUCCUCCAUGUCCACCGACCCGACCCUGACCGACAGCAGCCUGGAGACGGCUAGCACCGCCGCUGCUGCAGCCGCCCCCCCCCCGGCUGCUGCAGAUGACUAUCAUCUACACCCCCUCCUGGUCCUGGGCUGGGCCCCGCCUCCUGGUCACACCCAAGACCUCUAGCCCGACACUGGCUCCUGGCCCCGCCCCCUGCAUUAGCCCCCCCCCUGUGCUUGUCUUCAGUAGUGUAGCGAUUAGCCAGCUGAGAAACAUUUUGAUUUCUGCGAGGACAGCUGUUUCUUCUUUUCUUUUUAAAUUACAGUUUUCGUCUUUUAUUUUAAAUGAGGAUUUCUCUUGUUUUGAGUCCUCGCUGUAAUUUAUUGUGGCAUUUCUUCAUUUUUUCCACAAACCUAAGAUGAUGUUGAGAUGAAUUCUUAUGAAUUCUUAUGAUUUCACGACGUUCCGGUUCGUUUUAACCGACAGUGAGAACUGAAAGAAAUCUCUGUAAAAUGUUUAAAUGUGAUCUUUCUGUUUGAUCCACUCGUUUCUCUCGUACGCUACUGCUUUCACAACUUGCCAUAUACGUGUAGAUUGAGUUUGUACAGAUUUUAUGGUAGAUGUAGUUUAUCUUCGAUACGAGUUUGCAGUGAGCCGUUGAAACAUCAUUGAAUUGACAGAUGAUCUGUUUUAUAUCUGGCGUAAUAUGGAUAUCGUUUUAAGUGCUUAUGACAUAUCCGUUGGUUUGAGAUCAUUUAGAUUUACUUGUUGAAAUGUUAUUUUGUCUUGUGAGUCACUACUACUUCCUACAGUGUAAAAUGUGUUGAAAGCUUUAUAAUUUGCUCUUCCUGUUGAGGCGUGAUUUUAAAAAAAGGUUUUCACUCGCCGUGUGAUUCUGCGUUAAAGCGAUGGACUUAAUAAUGACACGGUGAAGUCCCGCAAGGUAACUUAGAGCUUUCCGAGGACCGUCUUCUGUAUUUUAAGUGCUUUUAAAGUACCUCUCCUCGUCCGCAACAGGCUGUGGGACACGAUGGGACCGGAGUGGUUUGCAGCGCUGAGUUGAUGCUAGCAGUUUGUUUUGGGUCGUGCUUUCGAGGCGUAGAUGAGUCGCGUGAGGUUGUAAAAUCGGUGACGGUGUAAGUGGAAAGUGCUUCAGUCAAGUAGGGAUUUGUGAUUUUGAGAACGCAUGUGAACGUGACGGUGUUGGAGGAGGAGGAGGAGGGGGGGGGGGGGUGAUUCUGCAGCCUGAUGGAACGGCGUGAGAAGCUUCCUGUUAUUAGUCGUGUGGAUUUGGAAAAUUAGAUUUUUCUAAAGGUUGCCCAAACGCUUUGCGUACCAGACUUCUGUGAAAGAGAAGCGUCAGCAGAAACAGGGUCCUCGCGGUAUGCAAUAAUAGUGCCCUGUUUGAGUGUUUCGUUAUUUUAGCUUUGAAAGGAAAAGUGCCUGUUUGUCAUUCCUGAGUACGUCGGAGGACGUUUAUUCAUCACGUAGGGUUUCUAUGGCGUCUGGUCAACAACGGGAGUUUCCAUAUCAAACCGAUGAUGUAUGAUGGGGGUUGUAGUUCUCACAAAUGUAUUGUAUAUUUUUCUACUUGUUUUGACCCUUUUGAGCGGGAGACUGGAGUCUUGCAGGGUAAGAUGGUGACGGUUAACGUGGAGAUGCUUGAGCGUGUGUGUGAGUUAUUUCAGGGGGAAAGGCAGGUUUAUCAAAGUCUUUCAUCAAAGUAAAAAGUGUUUCUUUGCAGUGACAACAACCGAAAUAUAGGUAUUAACAGUUCUUUGGCUUUUCUUUUGAGUUACUAAUUUAAUGCGACGAUUGUAAGAGAAGAACGAACAGGAUGUUUUAAAUUCAACUACUGGAUCAAAGUAAACGAGGGGACUCUGCGACUGCGUGUCUCAGGGUUUCGUGGCGGUUAUGGAAACUGUUUACCUUUUUUUAGAAUUGCAGAUUGAUGCUUUAUUUGCGAACACACAUCUGAGAGCCGGAGCCAAACGACCACCGUGUUUCUGGCCGAGUCCUUUUUUAAAUUUAAAGUAACACUUGUGGUACUAAGUGAAAUAAACUCUCGAACUAUAGUUACGUUUAAACAAGCCAUAUUAACGGAAAGCUACGUAAUGGUUUGUUGACUUUUUAAGACCAUGAAUAUAAUGGUCAUAAAUAAUGGAGUCGGUUCUAUUUUAACUUUUAACUUUGUGCUCAGCUUAUCGCCGUUCCACCUGCUGUUAUGUUAGCAUAACUAUAGUUAUGGAUCGUACGCAGGUGUUCUGGAUGUCGGCAGAAGAAUCCCUGUGCUCGGAUUGUCUGAAAGUGUAACGCAGCUCUGUGUCUUUAGACUUAAUAUGUUCCACUUAAACAACGUGUUAUUGUCUGCCAAAUAUAUAAAGCUAAACACAGACGUAACUAUUUAUUUAACGGCUUAUUCGCUCCUCCAGUCCUGCACACCAGCUAUUCGUAAAUCCAUCAGUGUGUGUGUGUGUGUGUGUGUGUGUGUGUCUGUCCCUGCUGAGUUCUUAGUAACAACUGGCUCGUUUCAAACUAAUGAUUUAGUUCAUCGGGUUGUACCAUUAAAACUUAAGGAAUGUCUCAUCCAGUAAAACCGUAGCAACGGGUAAAUUAGUUGCUAAAAAAUCAUCUGAUAAUAAUUAGUAAAUUAUGUAAAAUGCAAGUUACUAAUGCAUCACAAAGCUUUAACAUAACUUCCAACAAUAGGCUAUAUUAAACGUAACUGCUGAUCCUUUGUACAUUUAUUUUUUGUAAAUUUUGUGGGAUUUAUAAGAAAAUUAAAUAAAAAACCUCCCAGUUUACAUUAUUAUUAAAUAUUAUUGUAUUAAUUGUGAGUAUUCACCAUAUCACCUUACCUCUUCAAUCUAAACGGGUAAUAUAUUAGUAUUUACUUCUUCACUGAGCUACGUAACAGUUAGCAUCUAAUCAACUAGCAAUCAACCGUUAGCAUUAAGCUAUGAAACGGUUCAAAUGUAAUAAAUUAGCAUGCUAACAUUAGCUUUGUCCUUGAGCUAACAGUUAACAUUUGAUGUAUUAGCAAACUAAUGCUAGCUUUGUCAGUUACUGUAGCUACACAAGAGCUAGCAUGUAAUAUUAGCAGGCUAAUGUUAGCUUUGUCCUUUAGCUAAACAGUUAAUGUUUGAUGUAUUAGCAAACUAAUGCUAGCUUUGUCAGUUACUGUAGCUGCACAAGAGCUAGCAUGUAAUAUUAGCAGGCUAAUGUUAGCUUUGUCCUUUAGCUAAGCAACAGUUAACAUUUGAUGUAUUAGCAAACUAAUGCUAGCUUUGUCAGUUACUGUAGCUACACAAGAGCUAGCAUGUAAUAUUAGCAGGCUAAUGUUAGCUUUGUCCUUUAGCUAAGCAACAGUUAACAUUUGAUGUAUUAGCAAACUAAUGAUAGCUUUGUCAGUUACUGUAGCUACACAAGAGCUAGCAUUUAAUAUUAGCAGGCUAACGUUAACGCUAAUGUGGUGCAACCCAUUUAAAUCUCCACUUUGUAAACACAUUAAAUCGAUGCUUUAAGUUUGAACUUACGAACAGCUGGUGCAAGUUCUGCUCUACUUCAGAAUUUAAAAGGAAAUAUUUGGCAGAUUAGUACAAAACUAAAUAAAAUCCGCAGUCGGUUAUUGUCGAUUCCAACAGCAGCAAAUUCAAUCGUCCAGCAUUAAAUUUGCAGGGAUCAUUCGACAAACAAUGAGUACAAACUAGGACUUAAUGUCACAUCUGUAAGAAGGCAGCAAUAGCAGGGAGAAAAUCAGUGGUAUGUAUCCAUUUGUCAUAUUAGCCAUUUGUCAUAUUAGCUCAAAUAAAUCAGAAAUAAAACCUUUGUCUAAAGUGCUCUUAAUUUCCUGAGCCCCAUAGUGGGGGCUUUAAUUGGAGUAUUUAGUAGUUUUUUCUGUUCCUUAGGUUGUUGUUGCUUUUUUUUAUAAUUACCGCAUCUCUUCAAACAAUGUAAUUCUGAUUUAAGUCGGCUUUGAUGAACUACCUCACGCUGAAUUUCUGCCCGUUCUUGCAUUUACUUAGUCGCCUGCAGAAUUAGCUAUCGAAGACGUGUGAAUAACAGAUUCCAUUAUUUAUUUAUUUGAAAGUGUACUAUUUGUCGGUUUCAACAGACUUCUAGUUUUGUACAUUAUGUAUACUUCACCUAGAAGUAAGAGAAUUGUUAUAUGUAUUUUUUUGUUCUUUUUGAUUUUUUGUUUUUAAACUAAAUGUGCAAUACCUUCAGCAAACUGUGCUAGUAGUGUGUGAUGGGCCUAGCCUUUGUUAGCUGUCUCCUGAAGGUAAAGAAAAUGUUUGGUACUGUCAAUCCAUGUUUUCCUUUUUUUAUGAAUAAGAUCAAUUUUUAUUUCUGUGACUUGUUUAUAGUCAUGAUGUUACGUAAUCGGUCUCACCCGCCAAACGAACCCGUCGGCCGAGGUUUGAUUCACAGACGGAAAGUUCUUUGAGUCCCAACUCGGCCGACGGGUUUUAGAUUUGGAGUGCGGUGAGUACAAUAAUGUUAAUAAACACAAAAAAGACGAGUUAAUACCUACGAGAAAUCAUUAUAUGUAUGGUGCUGGUUUGUAAUGUUUGCUAGUGAAUCCAGCCAUGCAAGUAGUUUUAAGAAUUCCUGGAUCUGCGUGUCCAAGUGCACUACUAGAAUACAUGCACUGGGAUCUGAUGAUGCCACCUCUUAAAGAAAACAACAAAAAAAAAACAUGUACUGCAAAUAAAAAGAAAUACACUUUGA
Cottoperca gobio is the source of this 6336-nucleotide messenger RNA. It is a transcript of the gene mapk8b, whose product is annotated as mitogen-activated protein kinase 8b. Gene Ontology annotation, molecular function: MAP kinase activity; ATP binding. Bases 412 to 1791 code for a protein of 459 amino acids. Gene Ontology annotation, biological process: protein phosphorylation. NCBI's taxonomy places the organism in Eukaryota, Metazoa, Chordata, Actinopteri, Perciformes, Bovichtidae. The record is from RefSeq and is a predicted model, not a curated record. The transcript is spliced from 12 exons.